Molecule: messenger RNA, 3681 nt
Organism: Penicillium crustosum
Lineage: Eukaryota; Fungi; Ascomycota; Eurotiomycetes; Eurotiales; Aspergillaceae
Product: ATP-dependent helicase dcl2
Exons: 8
Coding region: 1-3681 (1226 amino acids)
Biological process (GO): siRNA processing
Cellular component (GO): nucleus; cytoplasm; RISC complex
Molecular function (GO): ribonuclease III activity; RNA binding; ATP binding
Source: RefSeq, a predicted model, not a curated record
AUGGAUAAUCUCCAGCCACGUAGCUAUCAACUCGAAAUGUUUGAGAUGAGCAUGGAAGAAAAUAUUGUCGCCGUGAUGCCCACUGGAAGUGGAAAGACCUACAUAGCUAGCAUGAGGAUUAUGGCAGAACUGGAGCGCUGCCAAGAUAACCAGAUGGUCUGGUUUUUGGUUCCAACAAAGGUAUUAUGUAUUCAACAAUUGACAUACAUUUCGCGUCACAUGCCCGCAGUCAGCAUGAGAAUGCUAACAGGGGACGAUGGAGUGGAAUGUUGGAGCAGUCAAGAGAUUUGGGAUGCCGCUCUUCGGGGAUUGAAGGUAGUAUUUGCUACUCAUGCUGUCCUCGCCGAUGCGCUCACGCACGGCUUUGUUAAAUUACAAGACUUGGCUUUGCUGGUCUUUGAUGAGGCUCAUCAUUGCGUGAAAUCACAUCCAGGAAACCGUAUCAUGCGUGAUUUUUAUCACAGAGUUAAAACCGAGAACAGCAAUGCAGCUGUUCCAAGCAUUCUUGGCUUGACAGCUUCCGUUGAUCCAAAGAAAGCCCGGGAACUUGAAAAGAAUUUGGAUGCAACUUGUCGCGCACCCCUGGUCCAGCGCCAGGAGUUAGCGGAGCAUGUUUCUGACCAGAAUCUAAUCAGGAUUGUCUAUUCUCGAGACUACAACGGUGCAGCAGACUUACCUUUCUAUUUACAAAGAUUAGAAGAGAUUGUGAUGGAACUGCGUGAAGACAGCAAAACCGAGGGCCAUACCAUCCCGGACGAGGUUUCCAGCCUCCAUACAAAAGCCUCGUUGCUUAAUGAGCACCCACUGACCCACGGUCUGUUUCGAUGCGCGCCUUGUGUGAGCAGCUCUACUCACUCAGAUCACUGGGCGACACAUAACUCUUCGAUCUCAAAGAACAGUGAGGCAGUAGUCAAUGACUUCCGCUGCGGCACAAAUAAUUUGAUUGUCGCUACCAAUGUGCUGGAAGAAGGUAUUGAUAUUCCAGCAUGUCAUCUAGUCAUUUCAUUCGAACUUCCAGAAAACAUCACAUCCUACAUCCAACGCCGGGGCCGAGCACGACAGGGUAUCUCUGAAUUUGUCAUUAUGGAAGAAGAUAAUCAUGAAUCCCUAGUGUCACGUCAAUCACGUCAAUGGAAUGUGCUUGAAAGGAGAAUGCAGGAGCUUUGUUUGGACCAUCAUCGACGUCCUCAAAUAGUGGAGAUAGACGAUGGAGAAUCUGAAAAAAUAGUUCUCCAUUUAUCUCUGGACACAGGGGCGCUGCUGACAGCAGAGAAUGCCAUAUCCCAUAUAUACCAUUUCUGCACAACUUUGCGAAGUGACACACCAGGCCAAAACUCUCCUUCUUUCUCAUUGGAGAGUAACGAGGAAAAUCACUUUCGAUCUACAGUCUAUCUGCCGAGUGGUGUUGAUACUUCGUUACGAGUAGCGAAAGGGCACCAUUGGUGGGCCACAAAGCAGUCAGCACGACAGGAUGCGGCUUUCCAGGCCGUUCAGGCGUUGCAUCGCCAAAAUCUAAUCAAUGACCAUUUCCUUCCUUUGUUCCAAGAUUUUUCAUCGGCUGAGAUGAAUCAACAAAAAACAGUGGCUGCCGAACUGCCCGUAGUGGAGAACUUUGUCAGCUUCUGGAAAGCCAUUCCAGGCCAUUGGACCGAACGAACAAUGUACAGGUGUCGCAUCGAGGUUUCUAAGAAUGGGGAAGUACAACCGGAUCUUGGGAUGGCUCUUUUUACACCAGUAAAGCUACCAAUUGAUGCAAAUGUGGACCUAUACUGGGAUAAUAAAACAACUUUUACGGUAAAAUUGCAGCCCUUCAACCUUGAAACAACGCUAUCAACUCUUUUAAGGUCCGUCAUUCUUGAGAUAACGACCUUAUUGCUGCAUUCGACUCGAGGAAAAUCGCCGCAAGAAGAUUAUCCAGAGUAUCUUCCAUUCUUUACUCCGGACCUCCCCCUAGAAGAGCUAGAAGACUGGCUUGAUAUCAACCGAGGAUCUUUUGCUAUUCGGAGGGAGCAAACUCGUGUGCCCCUUCUUUCAGUUGAUGGUUUCAUCCGAAGCCCUAGGCUUCAUUUCACUCCCCACAUCUUUGUGAGGUGGAUUCGAAACCUGGAUGCAAAGGGAUUUGCGAUCGAAUGUCGACCAUUUGAAAAAAGGCGGAACCUCAUUCGGCAAGCAAUAUUGGCAGAUCAAAUCUCCACACAAACUUUCUUCAAAACAACCUGUAUAGCUGCCACUGAAUGCACCAUUGAUUUCCUGCCUUGGGAACUGGGUCAGACCAGCCUCCUGAUUCCGCCAAUCAUACAAUGCCUGCAUCAGCAUUUGAUGGCGCAGUCUAUACGCGUUGAAAUUUUUGGAGAUGUGCCUGAAAUCGGAUUGAGUUCUCUAGCGGAGGCAAUCACAUCCCCUUCUUCUCAAUGGCCGGUAAAUUAUCAGCGACUGGAAUUUUUGGGUGACUCUCUGAUCAAGUUCUUGGUCUCUACGCAUGUCUUUCAUACUUAUCCUCGAUGGCAUGAAGGCUACUUAUCAAAGAUGAAAGAUUUGCUGGUUUCAAACGAGAGACUCACGCGCGCGGCCGUGAGUGUUCACUUGGAACAAUUUAUCUGCGCAGAUUUCAUCACGCGAAAACAUCCAAUCUUUUGGCAGAAUAAAGGAAACACCGUGGAGAAAGAGAUUCCGAGAAAAGUAUAUGCCGAUGUGGUAGAAGCUCUCGUAGCGGCUGCUUAUGAACAUGGUGGAAUUUCGCUCUCCCGAAAUCUUGUCGACAUUUUUCUACCAGAGAUUUCCGGCUUCACGCCAAUUCCCCACGAACCACCAAAGAAAAACUGCCAAUUUCCGGUCCAUUUGGAAAUCAAGCUUGACAAACUUCUUGGCUUCAAGUUUAAAAAUCGGGCUCUAAUCUGGGAGGCGCUCACACACCCAUCAUGGCAAAGAGACCAAACAACUGGGUCUUACCAACGACUUGAAUUCCUAGGAGAUGCGGUCUUGGACUUUCUCGUUGCAAGAAAAUUGCACAAUCAGGUCCCAAAGCUUUCGGAAGGUCGAAUGACGGAAAUCCGAGCUGCUUUGGUAAAUGCCGAUUUCUUAGCAUUCCUCUGCAUGGAUUUCGCUCUCGCCGAGACAUGUUACUAUGGGCAGGAGAUAACGGCAGGCAAUUUUGGGAUGACCGUUCAACCAAGAAAUACCGCAUUAUGGAUGUUCAUGCGACAUGACUCUGAAGAUGUUAGUAAUAUCUGGGCAUCGUGUAGUCAGAUAUAUCGCAUGCUUGGAGAUGCAGUCAAGAAACCCCUAAAAAGUGGGCGCUCAUAUCCUUGGGCCCUGCUUGCCCAGCUAAGAGCAUCCAAGUUCUACUCAGACCUCAUUGAGAGCACUAUUGGGGCAAUUUUUGUUGAAAGUGGAGGUGACCUGGAAGCAUGUGAACGCUUCUUGGAACGUAUCGAGUUGAUGGCUUAUCUUGAGCGUUUCGUGGCGCAUGAUGUGGAGGUAGAACACCCAAAGAGUGCUAUGGAUCGUCUCAUAGGUACACGCAAAGCCGAAUUUCGGGUGAAAGAAACCGAGAGUAGCUCGCACGAUAUCUCUGUUUGGAUAGAAGGUGAAGAAGUGGCGUCCAUCAAUCACUGUUCAUCAAAAGCCGAAGCGUUGGUGCGAGCCGCCGAUGCGACGGUGUUGUUUUUGUCACGAACUUGA